AUGAGAGUUGAUGUUGUCUCCAGAGAUAUCAUCAAACCAUCAUCUCCAACUCCAAACCACUUAAAGAAGUUUAAACUCUCUCUUUUAGAACAGCUCGGUCCAACGAUCUUUGGUCCUAUGGUUUUCUUCUAUUCAGCUAACAACAGCAUCAAACCAACUGAGCAAUUGCAGAUGCUGAAGAAGUCGUUAUCCGAAACUUUAACUCAUUUCUACCCUCUCGCUGGACGGCUCAAAGGCAACAUAAGUAUCGAUUGUAAUGACUCAGGCGCUGAUUUCCUCGAAGCACGAGUCAAUUCACCGCUUUCGAAUCUCCUACUAGAGCCUUCUUCUGACAGCUUGCAACAACUGAUUCCUACAUCUGUUGAUUCCAUAGAGACACGAACCAGACUGCUUCUUGCUCAAGCGAGUUUCUUUGAAUGUGGAAGCAUGUCUAUAGGAGUUUGUAUCUCUCAUAAACUCGCUGACGCAACUUCUAUCGGUUUAUUCAUGAAGAGCUGGGCUGCAAUCUCGUCCCGAGGGUCGAUCAAAACCAUUGGAGCUCCGGUUUUCGACACGGUUAAGAUCUUCCCACCUGGAAACUUCUCUGAGACUUCCCCUGCACCAGUGGUUGAGCCAGAGAUCAUGAUGAAUCAGACUCUUUCGAAGAGAUUCAUAUUCGAUUCUUCGAGUAUUCAAGCUCUGCAAGCGAAAGCUUCAAGCUUUGAAGUGAAUCAACCAACAAGAGUCGAAGCUGUUUCAGCUCUUAUAUGGAAAUCUGCAAUGAAAGCUACAAGAACAGUUUCAGGAACAUCGAAACCGUCAAUUCUGGCAAACUCCGUGAGUCUACGCUCACGAGUCUCUCCACCAUUUACAAAGAACUCAAUAGGGAAUCUAGUGAGCUACUUUGCAGCAAAAGCAGAGGAAGGAAUAAACCAAACAAAGCUUCAAACUUUGGUUUCGAAAAUACGAAAAGCGAAACAGAGGUUUCGAGAUAUCCAUAUACCAAAGCUUGUAGGAAACCCAAAUGCCACAGAGAUCAUUUGUAGCUACCAGAAAGAAGCAGGAGAUAUGAUUGCAAGUGGAGAUUUCGAUUUCUACAUAUUCUCAAGUGCUUGUCGAUUCGGUUUAUACGAAACCGAUUUCGGUUGGGGAAAACCGGUUUGGGUCGGGUUUCCUUCGGUUAGACAGAAGAACAUCGUGACGCUUCUCGACACGAAAGAAGCUGGUGGAAUUGAAGCUUGGGUGAAUCUGAAUGAACAAGAGAUGAAUCUUUUUGAACAAGAUAGAGAAUUGCUCCAAUUCGCUUCUCUGAAUCCUAGUGUGAUCCAACCUUUUCUUCAUGUUCUCUGAUUAUAAAAACCGGUUUAGUGAGCUA
Molecule: messenger RNA, 1354 nt
Organism: Arabidopsis thaliana (thale cress)
Lineage: Eukaryota; Viridiplantae; Streptophyta; Magnoliopsida; Brassicales; Brassicaceae
Product: HXXXD-type acyl-transferase family protein
Exons: 1
Coding region: 1-1329 (442 amino acids)
Molecular function (GO): transferase activity
Source: RefSeq, marked reviewed